Molecule: messenger RNA, 3309 nt
Organism: Rotaria socialis
Lineage: Eukaryota; Metazoa; Rotifera; Eurotatoria; Philodinida; Philodinidae
Source: the annotation of a GenBank genome assembly
AUGAAUGCCAAUGAAAUAUCAAACAACAAAAACAAACUAUUUCAAUAUAUUCAGCCUCGAAUCAUAGACCAAUUCAUCAUUAUUUGGUUCGAUGCUGACAUCCACAGUGACAAGCAAACAAGCAAACAUAUACUUGAUCAGCUGAAAUUAAUCUCGAAUGAAAUCAAAAUAUUUUCGGAUGUAAAUGAAUGUGUCGAUUUUAUUACAGAUAUCGCAGAUAAAAAAAUACUGCUCAUUAUUUCUUCAAUAGCUGGCCAAUUAUUAUUGCCUUUCAUCGAACAUAUUUCUCAGCUUUAUUCAAUUUAUUUCUUCAAUAGUCAACAUACAUAUGAUGAUCAAUGGACAUUCAAAGAAAACAAAGUAAAAGGAAUAUUUUUCGAAAUUGAAUCUAUGUGUGGAGCAUUGAAAAGAGACUUGUGUCAGUUGGUAAAUGACUCGGCAUUAUUCAGUAUUGUUUCUACAAAGUGUGGUCAUAAUUUCGAUCAAUUAGAUCAAUCGUUUAUGUAUACCACAUUACUCAAAAAAGCUAUUCUUGAAAUUGAACAUGAUCCAAAAGCUCGAGAAAGAUUCACACGAUUCUGUUUGAAUCGUGUUUUUGAUGAACCAUUACAAACAGAGAAAAUAUAUGGAUUUCAACGCUCUUAUGGUGAACAUGCACCCAUUUGGUGGUAUACAAAAGAGUACUUUGUGUAUACUCAAUUGAAUCAAGCUUUACGAACACAAGAUACAGAGUUCAUGAUUGAAAUGGGAUUUUUUCUUCGCGAUCUUCAUCGAGAUAUUGAGCGGAAAUAUUCAGAAACUGAUAAAACUACAAAGAAAUAUGUCUAUCGAGGCCAAGGACUAUCAGUUGCCGAUUUUAACAAAAUUAAAGAACGAAAAGGUUGUCUUCUGUCAUUUAACAACUUUCUAUCGACGAGUGCUGAUAGAGAGGUUGCAUUAUUGUUGGCCGAAAGCAAUCUACAGAAAAGUGGUAAUAUAGGAAUUUUAUUUCAAAUGGAAAUCGAUCCAAAGGUUUCUUCCACACCUUAUGCACUGAUUCAAGAUGACAGUGCGUUUGUCGAAGAACGAGAGGUAUUAUUUUCAAUGCCAAGUGUUUUCCGUAUUGGUGAAAUUAUUGAAAUCCAGGAUCGAUUGUGGGAGGUGAAUCUGAAAUUUACUAGUGACGAUGAUUCUGAACUGACAUCUCUGACCAAUUAUAUUAGAAAUGAAAUGAAAGAAGCUUCCGGUUGGUAUUCCAUCGCUGAAUUAAUGAUAAGAAUGGGAAAAUACGAGAAAGCUCUUGAAAUCUAUGGUGCCUUAUGUUCAGAAAAUGUUCAUGGUAAUGGCUUUGAGGAUUAUUGUUUAAAUCUUGUGCUCAAUUUGAAUAUGGUAGCAACGGAGCAUCUUUUGGGGAAAUACUCAAGUGCGCUUAAACAAUUGCAAAGCUUGCUUGAAACGUUGCGCGAUAUAUUCCCAUCAGAUCAUCUACUGUUUUCUACAAUUUACAACACAUUUGGUUUGAUACAGCGAGCCAUCGGAGAUUAUAAAACAUCAUUGUCAUACGUUGAAAUGUCGCUUGAGAUACAGCUAAGAUCUUCGCCAGCAGACCAGGCCAAUUUAUCUAUGACUUAUAACAAUGCAGCUACGACAUAUUAUAUGAUGGGUGAUAAUAUUAUGGCACUUAAGAGUUAUGAGGAAGCACUAGUGAUUCAGCAAAAGUCAUUACCUACAAAUCAUCCUUGCUUAGGAUACACUUACGCAAAUAUUGGCCUUGUAUAUCAAUCGAUUGGAAACAAUGUUUCUGCCAUCACACAUCUUGAAAGAGCACUCGAAAUUUUUCACAAAUCUAUUCCAGCUGAUCAUCCGGACUUGGGCAUGAUUCAUAAUAGCAUAGGUAUGGUGCAAACUUGUGUGGGUAACUGUCAAGUAGGACAUGAAUGUUUUGAGAAGGCACUAAAGAUUCAACAGAAGUCACUUCCAGCCAAUCAUCCCAACUUAGGAAUUGUUCAUAGCAAUAUCGGUAUCGUUUAUCAAUUCACUGGCAAGUAUUCUGAUGCGCUCACGGCUUAUAAGAAAGCGCACAGAAUUCUUCAGAAAUCUUUUCCAGAAGAUCAUCCACUACUAGUAGUAAACGACUCGUAUAUUGCCUGGGUGUAUACUAUGUUAGGAAACUACUCAAAAGCAUUGGUACACUUCGAAAAAACAUUGGCAAAUCAAGAGAGAGCGGUCACUCCCAAUCCUCAAUACUUGGCAAUAACCUAUAAUGGCCUUGGUAUAUUGUAUCAAGCAAUGGGAAAUUUUUCAAAGGCGAAAUUGUAUUAUGAAAAAGCGCUCGAACUUUUGCAGAAGUAUCUUCCACCUAAUCAUGCUACAUUGGCCAGAAUUUAUAGCAACCUCGGUCAGUUAAGUUUCUGGAUGGGAGAUUAUAUAACUGGAUGCUCAGCAAUGAGUAAAGCGACUAAGAUCGAGCAGAAAUCACAUUCAGCUCAUCAGAAUCAUUCAUCUCUUGCUAUUAAUACUGAUACAAGUAACACUUUACGUCAAUCCAUGAAUUCUUAUUCGGACCUAAUGUCGCAACUUGGUGGUACUUUUGAAGGCGCACAGAGAUUGUUUUCAUCAGAUCAGCAAGUAGAGAAUUGGACAGAAGAAGAUCUGAAUAGAGCACAUUCACUAUUAAAAAGUCUGACAUCUGUAGUACCGAACUUAGACAGAGUAUUGCAGGAUCAGCGAGAACUCCUUUCAACCAAUCCUUCGACGCUUUUUGGAGCACCUAUUAACCUCGCUGAACAAAAUCAAGCACUAGACUAUGGAAGUAAUGUUUCAGAAUGUUUGAAAAAGAGCCUUGUUAGUUUACAAAAUCUGUGUUCAACAGAUGAAGCAGAAAUUUCUUCUAUCCUUGACGGCACGAGCAGUUCAGAUGCGAUAAGGGAAAAUGUUCUAGGUAUGUUUCAAGGACUUGAUAAGCUCGUUGAACUCCAUCAAAACUCUCUGCCUCCUGACAACCCAUCUUUGGCUAUAUUCUACAACAACUAUGGUAGUCAAAAUUGUUCUAUGGAUAACCACUCACUCGCGUUGCUUUUCUACGAGAAAGCACUUGACAACAUCAUCAAUCGUCUACCUAAUAACUACCAAUUAUUAGCUAAAACUUACAAUAAUAUGGCAACAGAAUUAGAUCAUCUCGAGCGUCAUGCGGAAGCCAUUGAUAACGCUGAAAAAGCUUUUCAAACUGCAGAGUCUGCUUUCGGAAUGCAUCAUGAAGAAACCAUAUUCUACCAAAAUCAACUUCAACAACUUCAAAGAAAAGGACGAUUUAUAUAUGAAAAUAUUUAG